CCCUAGCUUGCUUGUUGCUUUGUUUGAGUUAUGGCGUCGUUCUUGAAGUGGGUCUCCGAAUUAUACGGGAAGAAAUUAAUUCUUAUGGCGCUUCUGAUAAACAUUGAUAUUUGUUUAGGUUUGGCAAAUACCACGAUUGACUGUAUGGGAUACGGAAUUCCUGGACGGAGUACUGUAUUGACUUGUGAAAUAGCGGGCACUGUAGUUGCUGGAGUCCGUUGGAUUCGACCAAAUGGUGGAACACCAUUAAUGGUGAUGACAUGUAACAAAGCUAACACUCUGUGUUUGCCAACUGGUGGUGUAACUGGCUACGGUCUUUCUCGUGACUCGCCCACACACCAGACUCUCACCAUAGAAUCGUUCAACUCUUCGGUAGAUGCUGGAGAAUGGAUUUGUCGGGAUGGAAUAACAGGAGUUGGUAAAUUUAGAUGUAAUAAAAUUGUUGCAAGUGGUCCAGACUCUGUUACACUCAGUAUUCCAUCACCUGGGUUAGCAGCAGAAGGAGCCAAUCUGACUGUGACGUGUGCUGCUAGUUGUAAACCACCAUGUUCCUAUUCCUGGACUCUCGGAAAUCAGCAGAUCUCAGCAACCUCUCUGUUAAAACUGACAAACAUCAAUAGGAGUCAGACAGGGAAUGUGUACACGUGUACAGCAAACAACUCACUUAUACCAAAAUCUAAAACUAAACAGUUCACACCCACAGUAUACUACGGACCAGACCGAGUCCAGUUAAACAGUACUUCUCCUCUGACAGUGAAGGAAGGUGACGAUGUAGAUGUGUCAUGUGGAGCUACUAACUGUUCUCCAUCCUGUUCUUUCAUGUGGCAGUUUAAAUCUCCGAUAGAACCAAGCAGUUCCGUGCUGUCAUUAAAUAACAUACAGAGAUCAUCAGCUGGUGACUACACCUGUACUGCUAGAAACACAAACACACAGAAAUCAUUAGACAAGACCAUUACUCUAGAUGUGCAGUACCAAUCUUCAAUCACUUCUCUGACAUUGAAUACAAAUUCUACAAAGGUUACAGUUGAUGAGCUGACUCCUAUGAUUCUGAGAUGUGAAGUUGACAGUAAUCCAGGAUCUCACAUCAAACUGACGAUGAACUCACAGACUCUUCGUGAAGUGACAAACUCUAAACAGAUUGAGUACACGUGGAACGAGGCUGGAUGUCUGAAUACAGGACACUACACGUGUGAAGCGGGCAACAACAUCAAAUCAGUUGUCAGAGAAAGUGUGCAGCUUGUUGUCAGAUGUUCACCAAGACUACAGCAUGGAGUUCUAGUGCAUAAACAGUAUGUAGCACCAGUAGGUGGUGAUGUAACUAUGAAGAUAUCAGUGAUUGCCAAUCCAACACCCACAUUCACCUGGUAUCAUCUGACUGGAGGGAAUAAAAACAGACUUGGGUCUAGAAGUCCAGAUGCAACUGGCAUAUAUGUCGUUGGAAAACUUACACUGACAAAUGUUCAGCAGAGAGACAUUGGUACCUAUCAUGUUGUUGUGUCAAAUGGAGCGCCAAGACAGGAUCUUAUGGUGAACCUGGCACUUAGUGUAGCAGGUGCACAAGAACUGGCUCUUUCUGGAUCUUCAUCUUAUGCAGUGUUGAAUCAGCCGUUUACCUUGACAUGUACAGUGACACAAGCUGCUGAUCUUGGUGAUACCGUACAAUUCUAUUACAAUAUAUAUACUGAUGUAUUUGCUUCACUGUACCAGAGUGGUGGCUCAUGUACUGAGUUUAGUGGUCCCAGCCUACGAUCUGAUUACUCCGUAUCCUGUGGAAGUGGAACAGACAGCAGCUCGUCCACCACUAAGAAAUAUACUCUGAAGAUCAACAGAGUCGCAGACAGAGAUGCCAUAGACUGGUGGUGUAUACUGAGUUCAGGGAGAAUACGCAGCAACAAAUAUAAUCUGCAGCUUAGCACAAAUCCAGUUCCCAAUCCAGAGAGUCAGGUUUCGGAAUCCACUAUUAGUAUAAUAGCAGUGGUUGCUGUUCUACUGGUCGUCGCUAUUGCAGUAUCUUGGUUCUGGUACAAGAGGAGAGUGAACCGAGAACCAAAAUCUGAGCAAGAGAAAACUGAAAAGACAACUCAAGAAGGAUGUGAUGAGAGAGUCCUAGUUGACAAUCCAGCUUUUGAACAGUCAAAUUAAUUAGUUGUAAACUUGCUUGCUUGUCAAUGUUCGGAGCAGUCGAUUUCAACAACCAUUGCUAGCUCGAAACAGUUAACCAAUUAAAUGAGUGCAGGUUUUAUGAUCGAGUACAACAGAGUUGAAAACAAAAUUAUUUAUCUUCUUGUUCUGUGGCUUUUGAAUGACUAAUCAAUAUGUUUAAUGUUAAAUUAAAGUUCAAAAUAUUAGUAAUUAUCCAGUAUUCAUUACUCGUUCGUUAAUUACUGAUUAUUAAUUAUUACUAAUUUAAUUGAUUAAUAAUUAAUUACUAACAAUUACUAAUUACUUACUUAUUAUUCGAAUGCUGACAAUGAAAUAUUUAUGUAAUACACAGUACGGGUAGAAAUAAUAUAUACAGUUUCAGGAGCUAAUCUCUCUAUAGAAUGAGUUAAUUUGGGGGUCAAUUAGAGGGCAUUAUUUCCAGACCUGCCUAUUAAACAAUCAAAAUUAUUUUUAUGCCUAUAUAAAUAUCGUUAAUUUCUUUAUUUCAAGUUCGUUGUCUCUGAUAUUCGACUGGUUUUCUUAACUCUGUUCAAAGUAUAUUUCACUUCUACUUAUAUCAUGGAUUUUCUUUAUAAAAUAUUAUGAUAUGCAGGAAACCUGAUAAAAAUAACUCUUGUAAUAUCCUUUCCUAUAAAGCAUAUGCGAUGUUAAUAUCAACGAUAUCACAGUUAUUUCAGUGAAAAUUUUUAUCUGCAGAGGUCAGUCGAAGUGGAGUUAUCACGUCUGUUGUCCUAACUAGGUACUGCUUUGAAACAGAUAUGUUUAAUUUUCAGACAAUAUGUAUUUUGUUUCUUCUUCUUAAAAAAACACCUACGUGAUAACAUAUCUUAAACAAAACAACAUAACAUAGCAGUGACACUCCAUUGUAAUUUUUGAAACGCCUUACCUUGUUUGUUUUGUGUGUUUUUUGUGUGUGUUUUGUUUUUUAAUUUUUAAAUAGUUUAUUGCCUCAAAAUGUGUUAUGGUAAUGUCAGGGAUAGGACCCCGAGUUCAUCACCUUAGAUAUUAUAUAUAGCAAAUUACAGUACAUAAUCUUCAUCUGAAAAUAAAUUAACAUGAAUAUCAGAAUGAAAUAUAAUAAUUACAAAGUGGUAAUAAAAUAUAGACUAAAUAAAGAUAUACAGAAAAGAUAACGGAUAAGUAGAUAUACUUUCCAAACAGGUAUCGUGAUUAAAAACAUGUAAUACCAAGUGUUUCAAAUGUAGCAUUCUAGAACUCUCAACCAAGGUUCCCAGUUGUCGAAUUGUGUAUGUAACUAGUUUAAAAAAAAAAAUAUAUGUACUUGUUUAUUUGUAACUUAUAUUUGCUGAAAUGUUUAUUUCCAGUUUCGUUUACUGUACUCUUUUUGUAUCUUUGUUUUAUAUAUGUAAUAUUUUAUGUUAACAAUUAACCAAUUUACAAAACUAUUUUAACUAUUUAUAAUUCCAAAUAAAACUGUGGUUCUAUUCAUCGGGAUAAAAUCACAUUUUUAUAAUAACCAAUCUUCUAUAGUACUCCAAAGUUCGACAACUUUAGGGUUGUCAUAAAAUAGCAGAAUAGUACAUUGUAAUACUUUGCCCAUACUAAACAGAUAACAGUACACUUAUCUUACGAAUAUUUAAUGUGUGAUGUUGAAACAAUAGAUGAUUUAACUAGUACUUUAUGGAAAUGUUUAGUUCCCGAUUUGUCCUUUCAGAGGAGCUUAAUUUGUUAUGUAAAUAUAGGUUGUUUACCUAAAUUGAAUGUUUGGUUAUUUGAAUUAAUAUGUUCCUGUAUAAAAAAAGGUUAACUGCCAUUAAUAAAGAUGUAUAUUCUAAAAACAA
Messenger RNA from Gigantopelta aegis, 3965 nucleotides. Its product is annotated as hemicentin-2-like. The transcript has 9 exons. Lineage: Eukaryota; Metazoa; Mollusca; Gastropoda; Neomphalida; Peltospiridae. Gene Ontology annotation, molecular function: cell adhesion molecule binding. Bases 31 to 2142 code for a protein of 703 amino acids. Gene Ontology annotation, cellular component: cell-cell junction. Gene Ontology annotation, biological process: cell-cell adhesion. The record is from RefSeq and is a predicted model, not a curated record.